Messenger RNA from Cherax quadricarinatus, 2105 nucleotides. The record is from RefSeq and is a predicted model, not a curated record. Lineage: Eukaryota; Metazoa; Arthropoda; Malacostraca; Decapoda; Parastacidae.
CACUAGAACACCUAGCAUGGCUAGGCAUUUUGGGCAGACUUAGAUUAAAUCUUAAGUUUAAAAUAUUACAAAAUUAUGAGAGAGUGGGAACAAGAAAAAAUGGAUGAUGAAUGGGAAGAACUUGAUGAAAGUGCCAUGGAAGAAUGUAUGUCUCUUGCUACACAGAUGUGUUCAAAGCUUCCUCAGGAUGAAGAUACUUUCAAGCAAAGGAACAACCAAACUCCUAAAACAACUGAAAAUAAGUUUUUCAAAAGUAGAACACCCAAAGAUUUACCUAAUACCAAAGAUCAACCCAUGAAAACUACCAGACAUAUAGAAUCUUUCGAUAAUAAUGCUGCCAUCGGUUUUGAUGACAGUGGUUUUUCCAGUGUAAAGAGCAACAGUGUAAAUAAUUCAAGACUUUUGAUUAGCAAGACUAAAAGUGUAAAAGCAGCUUGUAAUCAAACAAGCAAUUUUCCCAAACCCAGCUACAUUGACAGAUUCAGUGAUUUUUCUGUUCCAAGCAGUAAUUCACGGAAAUCAUUUGUAGGACAUGGAAAACCAGUACGUAGCUCAGGCAAGGUGUAUAAUUCUAUUCCAAUGAAAGGAACUGGAGGUACUCUCAUCGCUGCAAAAACAUGUAUUCAACCAACAUGUUCAUCAGGAAGUGAGGGGAAUCAACAGGAGUUACUAAGGAAAAUACAAGCAGAGAAAAUAAAGCUUGAGGAAGAUGCUGUUCUGAAGCAAGGAGAGGUAGCAAAUGCUGCUGCUGAAGCAGAAGCUAAGGCAAAAGAAAGUGCAAGAAAUGUGGAGAAGUUACAAGGAGAGCUUCUGUUUAAGAAUCGUGAAGUAGAGGAACUUAUAAAUCGGUGCCGUCAGUUAGAGCAACAAAUGUUGCAGCAUACCGCAUCCAAGACCCAUGGAACCCCUAUGAAACGGUACCGUUCUGAAAUAAUUUCUCCUAAAGCUUCUCCGGGCACAGCACAUUCAAGCUUUGCUUCAAGGUUUGAUUUUGGUGGAGGUCGAUCCAGCGUUCGCAGUGUGGAAAUUCAAACAGAGUCUUCAUAUUCUAAAGCUAAAGUGCGAAGAAGGCUUAAUGUUACUGUGGCCAGAGGUGAAGUGUGUGGCAGUAGACGUAGCGCCUACCUUCUCUCAGCUAGUGGAUCAGCACCAGUUGUGGAAAGACAAGCAGUUAUUACCAGUUGUGCUGGCAAAAAUUGGAGCUUACCUUGUGAGUGGUCAUAUUUGAUCUCACAGAUUAUAACAGAGAAGGAAAGAGUGUGUGUGGAGAAAAGACUAAUGUCAUUGGCCAUAGAGAGACUUCAAGAGGUACAUACACUCAUAGUAUCCAAAGAAGCUGAAAAUAACAGAUGGCCUGUAACCAGCUCAUCUCCAGUGGACUGGUAUGAAGUCCAAGUGAUCCCUGCUCUUCAUGUGAUAAGCUCAUUUGCAUCUCCACAUAACCUUAACCAUGAACCUAAAGCUCUGCAGAUCAUCAGUGCACAUCUUUCACCAUUACAUAUUAAGGAAGUCCUUGUCAACAACAGAAUAUGCUUUGUAAUCUUAGAUACUAUGGAGAAGGUGGCAAGUUUUGUAUCCUCACCAAAAGACAAAGUAGUGUUCAUGUUUAGUUGGAAAGCUGUGUAGUACUAUUAACAAACUAUGUAUAGGAGAAGUGACCACAGUUUCAUUGUUACUGAAAUGGAUCAUGGUACUCAUGAAGGAGCCACCACAGUGGUUAAACUCCAACUGUGUGUGUCCAUCCCAACUCUUGGCUGCACUUCUCAAGCACAUUUGUCAGACAUUGGAUUAUACAGACACAGAGAAAGGUAUGUCUGAGAUCUCAGUUGUCAUUUUAGUCACUCCCCUCUGGUAUACGAGUGAAAUGGAAGCCUCUUAAAUAUUUUACACUGGCAGGAUUCCUGUAUUUUCUGUUUUUACCCAUGACUAUGCAAGAUAACAGGUAAAUUUUGCAAUUACUGAUUACAGUAAGGGCCCACUUUAUGGUGUUCUGCUAAUACGGACAUUUCAAAUUAUGACCAAAACUCACUAUACGGCUCCCCCACCUGACUUUCUAAUACGGUCACCGCGCCCCACCCGGUUUAUUUAUAUUUUCCAUGAGCUCC